Messenger RNA from Brachypodium distachyon (stiff brome), 1561 nucleotides. RefSeq lists its product as uncharacterized. Bases 331 to 1071 code for a protein of 246 amino acids. The transcript has 7 exons. The record is from RefSeq and is a predicted model, not a curated record. Lineage: Eukaryota; Viridiplantae; Streptophyta; Magnoliopsida; Poales; Poaceae.
CCCGUGCAACCAAACGAAGCCUUAUACGGGGGACGGGUAGAGAUGCUCUCCUUGCCCGCUCCCUCUUCCGGCGGCCCUAGGGUUGGGUUGCAACGCCGCCACCCUCCCCCUAGCUUGCUGCCGCCUUGCUUUCCCACCGCCGCCGGCCCAUCUUCUCCCCCUCGUCUCUCUUGUGCUACCUUCGCCGCGCACCCGCCCAUCGGCAACACCUCUUCUUCCGUCUCCAAGAGUUGGCUGAGUGGAUUGCAGAUACAGGGAGAAGUUUGGUUUCGUCUUCAUGACAUGUGGGUCUUGUAGGACUGCCCCUGAGGUCUUGUCUGAGCUUAAGUAAUGGUGUUUCAUGUGCUCAAACGUCUGGGGCCUUUUGUACGAAGGAGUAUCCAGUACCAGUUGCCACAAUUGCCUCCCUGGGUGAAUGGACUAGGACCGCAGAACCACAUUUCUGCCAUUCCCAGUGCAGAUGAUGAAAACAAGGAUCCGAAGGAUAGCCAACAGGCUAAUGCAAGAAAGAGGACUGUUUUGAAGAAGAACGAAGAGAAGUUUCCAAGAGCUGUUAGAAAGUGGUGUUGGAUUAAUGCCGAGGAAGUACCUGGCAGACAUCCAGGCCGAUGGCGCAAAGAUCCCUAUGGUAAUGUGUUAUGCAAGAAACAGACAACGACGCUAGGAUUAAGCUACUUCCACUACGAUCAUAUUCAUCCAAGAUCAAGGGGGGGGAAAGGUGUCAAAGAGAACUGCCAACUUUUAUUGGCAUAUCUAAACAUCUUCAAGUCUAAUGACAUCAAGACCAGAGAGGAGAUGGUGGACAACAGUUAUCACAUUACAUAUUCAAAUGAGGAGCUUGAUCUGAUAGAGUGUAAUGUGUACGGUAAUGUUGUUAGACCUGGACAUGCAGAGACUGAUCCUGAAUGUCGCACAUAUCUCAAGAAGGAGAUAAAUGACAUGGCAAGCAUCAAUUGGACUCGCAGGACCAGAGCAUGCGAUUCUUUCACUGAAUUUUUGCUGGUUAGUUACGCGGUAGAGCAUGGGCUGAACUCGAAACCGAUUUACGCCAAGUUAAGUCCCAAGCAUUAAGAUCUUAGAGAACUUGUAGCUGCCAAGGAACUGCAGAAUGCGAGGAUGAACGGCUUGCCCUACAGAAGAAACUUGAUGAAGAGGAGAUCCAGAGCAGGAAGUUCAAAGCCAUCGCAUUGAUUUUGCUGGUCGCCAAGCUUAUACACUGUGAUUUUUGGUAGUAGUGUUUCUUGAAAACGGUAGACUGCAGUUUGAUCCUGUCGAGGUGUUCCUCCCGCAAAAUCUUAGCCUGAUCUCUAUUCUGGUUGUCCUUAGCAUGUGUGCUGUCCAACUGAGUUUCGAUCUGCGCAAUGUUUAGCUAAUCAAUGUUAAUUGGAUGGCCCUGUGCUCUUCUGAACUAAAAUCUGGGCAAAGUUUCUUAGUUGAACUUCCUCAUGAAAAUGGUAGCGAUCGAUUGGGGAGCUGUUCAUUUUGCAAUUACUGUGCAAAUUUUAUUGUGUCCUAGACACAUUUUAUGUUUCCUGCAUAAAUCCGAAUUUUGUGCAUGAGA